UUGUAGCACUAUAUUCAGCACAAAGAACAUGGUUCACAACAUAAAACAUCACAGCCUAACUGUUCGGCUAACAGGUUUCCUGGCGCGUCUUGAGCCCUCUCUGCUGCUAAAGCUUGUGCAGGCCACCAACGGGUCCUAUCGGGCCGCACAUCUGGCGAGGUUGAUGGUGGCUUGUGCCGGCGCUGGGUGGUGAUGUUUCCCGCGCGUCCCUGUUGUUGGAGGGGGAGAGCGUCAAACCUGCAUGAACAACACGUGAACCAUGAGACAAUGGGAAGGGACGGGCGCCCGGCAACAGGUCCGGUCCCAGACAGACAAGUCUACAGACAUACGCAUCUUCACACCGCCCAGCCUCCACAUGCGAGCGAGCCGCGUUACGGGAGGUUAUCUGGGCCACGCGUGUCCACAACUCAAACACCACGCCUUACAGGUACGCACUCAUACACAUGCAAACUAAAACAGAUGGUAGCAGAAAACCCCAACACAGCCUCCUGGACCAAGCCAUCGUCUUUCUCUGUUCCUGCCUGAAAAAAAUUCACGAAAAACAGAAAAUGACAUAAAAUCUGGAAACUCUCGUUCUGCUCCACACCUCGGCAUUAAAAGCCAGCACACACAGGUUUCCUUUGCAGAGGAGAGAAAGGAUGCAAAAAACAUGGCGACAAAUGAAUUUCAGAGAACCACCGGCUUGCCACGUGGGCACCAACUAUCUGCUUGGAUGUGGCUGUCGAACGCUGCUAAAAACAUACACAAAGUCACGAAACCACACAAGAAUCACUCAGCUCCACGCAGAACAGAACGCCAGCGUGAAUUAAAAACGUCCUAAACUCGACCCGGCCUAGAAAAAAGGAUUGAAGCUGUAAAACGAAAAAAUGGUGUAAGGCGGCCAUCCUCGAGCCGCUAAGAGCUCAUACAUAUGAAUACGCGAUAGAAAUGCAAAUGUUAGAACAAACAGCCGGCCCUUAGAAAUUCCAGGCAUCCAGCACAGCAAGAACAAGGACGGUACAUGUAGCUCUGCACUCCUGAAAGCACACACGGUAAUUGAAACACGAGAGAACACAGAAUAUCUCGUCAAACCUUCCGGGGGACCAAGCAACGUCCCCCGUACACCGACCCGGCGAUACCGCUAAACCCUCGAGGUCCCUUCGGCGUCCCAGACCGACCGUCUCUGGGCGCUGGAACUAACGCAAACCUCCUGUCGGCAUCUUCAGCUUGGACAUGUUUGCUUCGGCGGUGCCGGUGGAGUGUGGACCCAGACGUGGUCGGGGAAUCUGGCAGCAUGCACGUUGUGCUCAGGUGUGCACCUCUAUAUAUACCUGGUAACCGGAAGUGACGUCAUCCCUAUCGGACCAAUGGGCGAACAGAAUAAAUAGAUGAUGAAGUUGCAGCGUUUCAAUCACUCCAUCAAAUAUUUGGUGAUAAUCUAUACCAGCAUCUCAUGAUUAUCGUGACACACAUGGAACAGGAGGCCAUGGCUGAUUUCCAACAAGAUCUUCCUGAUGCAAUGAAAGACAUAAUUCACAAGUGUGCACACAGAAUAGUAGCCUUUGAGAACAAAACAAUGAAGGAAGCCAAAGACAACCAGAUUGAGCAGUUCUUCAAAGCAACACAACAGUUGCCAACACAGAGACUGCAGGUCACAAUCAAACAUCAAAUCCAGGCUGAGGUUAGAAGUGAAGACCUAAACCUCUUGUUGAUUGGAUGCAAGGGCAAUGGGAAGAGCAGCACAGCUAAUACCAUUGUGGGAGAGCAUGUCUUUGUUGUUUCCCAAAGUGGAACACAAAAGUGUCAAACAGAAAAUACUGUCUACAAACCACCAUGGUGUGAUGACCUGGAGUUUGUCAUUGGCGUAACAGAUACACCAGGGGCCUCUGAAGAAAUGACUGAAUCAGAAUUUGAUCAACUGGAGAAGGCAGUUCACGAAUGCCCUGAAGGUUUUGAUGCCAUUAUUUUGGUCUGGCCAGACAGGAUGUCUCAAAACAUAGCAAAAAUGGAGAAAAAGGCUUUCCAGUCCCUCCAUAGGAUGUUCGGUGACCGACUGUUUCAUCAUCUGUUGAUUGCUGUGACUGGGACCACACAGGAUUCAAUCAAGAAGUACUGUCAAGAUCUUCCUGAAUCAUUGAGGUUCAUCCUGCAAAGAAGUGUAAGCAUUACAGCCUUUGACAACAAGUAUGAAAAAGCAAACACUAAGGCCAUCAAGCAACUUAUUACAGCUGCACAAGACAUUAAAAACAAUGGAAGGUACACGAAAGAAGACCUGUCUCCCACAUGUCAGAUCCCCCCUGGUGAUGAGUUAAGGAUGGCAGUGAUUGGAAAGACAGGGGUUGGCAAGAGCAGCACAGCAAACACCAUUGUGGGCAGUAAAGAGUUCAGAGUGACCUGUUCAGCAUCCUCAGAAACUACCAAAAGUGCCUACACAAGACGGCAAAAAACUGAUCGGAAGAUAGCUGUGGUCGACACACCUGGGAUCUGUGACACAUCUGCCGAUCCAGAGGUGGUUGGUGAAGAGAUUGCCAGAAUGGCAACGAUUCUAUCAGAAGGUCUUCAUGCGCUCUUACUGGUAGUAAGACUUUCAAGAUUCACCCAAGAAGAGAUUGAUGCCAUAGCAAUGCUUAAAGAGUUAUUCGGUAAAAACUUCAUGCAGUAUGUUGUGAUUGUGCUCAGCCAUAAAGAUGAAAUUGAUUCAGAUGAUAUUUUUAAGGGUGAUGUAAAGAAAUACAUCGAAACAGCCCCAGAAAAGUUCAGAGAACUGUUGAAGGAUUGUGGACAAAGGUAUGUUGCCUUCAACAAUGUAACAGAAGAUGAAACCCUGAAAAGAAUGCAGGUUGCUGAGCUUGUCAAGCUGGUAGAGGAUACUAUUGGAGAACAAGCUAAGAUUCCGUUCAAGGACGUCAUCUUUGCAGAGGGACAACAUGAGAAAGAAAAAAUCAGGCAAGAGUUGCUGGAGGAACGUGUAAUGCAACAUCGUCCCAGUGUCCAGGCUCUCAGAUGUUCUAAUGAGUCUGAAGAAUUCACAAAUAAAAGCAACAGACCAAACCGUGCUACAGAGCAAACAGCAGCCUUGUCAUUUCCCAAGCAAGCAACACAUACAGGUCAACGUCAAGAACUCGACAAUGAGAGAGCUACAGGUUCCACACCACAGGAUGCUACGGGUUCAAACAGUCCUGCAGAAAAUGAAUGUCAAAAUGUGCUGGAGAAUCAUCCAAUUGCAAUAACCACUGAAGUAGAGGUUGUCAUACCAGUAGUACAAGACGUCAGUGAAUUUGAUAUUGAAGAAUUGGAGGAGAUGGCAAGACAGGAAGCCACUAAUCGAUCCUUCAAAAACACUAAGCUGUACAAGACAAUAAUGGACAAGCUACAACGUGUAAGGGAUUUCUUUGACAGGAUAAAAGCUUUAAUGUUCAGUGACUAAUCUACACUGAAAACAAAAGAUAAAACCUCAACACUUAUGAAGAAAACAUGACAAAUGAACCUUGUCCAACACAGAAGUUCUUCUGCUCUUCCUGUCAUCAGCCAAGUUAAAAACACAUGCUUUAUAUGGAGAAACUGUAUCAUUUUAUGAAAAUUAACUUCACAUGAGAACAGGGAAAGACAAAAUCCCAAGAUUAGAAAACAUGAUGUAAUCUAUCAUCAAACAAAUAGUUUGUGAGCUUGAAACAAGAAACUUCUGUGAAUGAUAACAUUUAGUUUCCUAGGUUUCUUUAAAAAAAGACACAAUUAGCUACAUGUAUAUAGACAGGCAAUACUU
Molecule: messenger RNA, 3742 nt
Organism: Branchiostoma floridae (Florida lancelet)
Lineage: Eukaryota; Metazoa; Chordata; Leptocardii; Amphioxiformes; Branchiostomatidae
Product: GTPase IMAP family member 8-like
Exons: 1
Coding region: 1433-3406 (657 amino acids)
Molecular function (GO): GTP binding
Source: RefSeq, a predicted model, not a curated record